CGCCGCCGACAGGAUUUAACCCCGAGGAGGCUGCCGAAGAGACCACUCACUGUGCCAGGAACACUGGAGGAGGCAGCAGAGGUCAGUCAAGGUAGCUGACAGUCAUCACGCCGCUCGAGUCUCACGUCAGAAUGGUUUCGACGCUGCUGCUGCUCCUGGCGGGAGCGAUGACCGCCGUCACCGCCGCCCCCCAGCAUGUUCCACGCGUCCCUGGACAUGCCCUCCAUGUUCCCCAGCACGUCCCCAGACACGUACCUCAUCAAGGACACCAGUACGUUCCCCAAUACGCCUCAGACCGCGCCCCCUGGCACGUGACCCGCCACGUCCCCCAGCAUGCACCUCGUGCCUCCCUGGAGGACGUCCGCUUCCUGUUGUGGACCAGUAAUAAUGCUGGCGAUGACGAGUACCAGACGCUGAAGAUAGGCGACCUCAACAGCCUGGGUCACUUCAACGGCAAUGACCCAACCGUGGUGGUGGUGCACGGCUUCUCCAACCACGGCUACGAGGGCUGGCCGGUGGAGGCCAAGACAGAGCUGCUGAAGCUGGGCUCAUACAACGUGAUCUCGGUGGAGUGGGGCAGGCUGGCCGUGGCGCCCUGGUACCCGUCAGCAGUGAAGCACGUGCCGCAGGUGGGUAACCUCACCGCACACCUGCUGGACUGGCUGCACGAGGCGGCGGGAAUGCAGGCGGCUGGGGUGCAGGUCGCCGGACACUCCCUCGGGGCUCAUGUGGCGGGCGCCAUUGGACAAAACCUUAAAAACUUCCGCCUUCCCUUCAUUACAGGCAUGGACCCAGCCGGCCCCUGGUUUUACAACGACCCGGAAUUGUCUCGCCUCGAUAAGAGCGACGCAGACUUCGUGCAGAUCAUUCACACCAACGGCGGCGGCAUGCUGGCGGGCUGCGUGGGGCUCAAGGACAAGAUUGGUCACGUGGACUUCUUCCCCAACGGCGGGAAGCACCAGCCGGGCUGCACCAUUGGAGGCAGCUGGAUGGACCUGCUGACGGGUGGGUGCAGUCACGGCAAGUCACACAAGUACUGGAUAGAAAGCAUCAACGGCACGCCCGCCUUUGUGUCUCAGCCCUGCAGCGACUGGACCACGUACACGAAGGGCGUCUGCAAUGCCUGUGGUCAGGGCUGCCUCAACAUGGGCUUCCACGUGGAUCGCAGCCUGGAGGGCACCUACUACCUCACCACCAACAAACACCAGCCCUUCGCCUUGGGUGCGGUCCCCUCCCCACGCUACCAGCCCCACUAUAGAGCUUAAGGUGAAGUUUUUGAGUGACUGACACGCUGCUGCACUUGGCGUAAGAAGUGGAGAACCCGACACAGUGUGGCGCGGCGGCGGUAUUAUGAGGAGAGCGCACUGAACUUUUUCACUGGUUAACAGGAAGAGUGAAAGGAGAAACAGUGAAGCCUUUCCUAACCGUCCCGCACCACACCAAGUAACACUGACCAACCCACCCGUCAAGCGGCGGAAAGUUUUAUUGUUAGUAUAAAUGUGACUGUUUAAUUUUUGACCGGGGCGACUCGAGGCCAAUACAAAAACUCGAAAGAAAAAAAAAAAAAAAAAAAAAACAAUGAUGACUUUCUAAACACCAUUAUGCACAACACUUCUACUGUUGUGUCUUCGCCUCAAACUAAUGUGACUGGUCUAAGUUUACACUUCACAGAUGGUUUUGCAAAGCACAGACAACAAGAAGUAAUCAUGAAGUUAAACUCUUCGAGCACCUUUAGCUUAAUUUUCCCAAAGCAAAAUGGUUCAAGGCAAUUAUAAUUAAUAUAAAAACUAUGUAUUGUCAUCAGCAGUUCAAAGGUUAACCACAGCACACACGUCAAUACCUGUUAUGACCAUACAAUUUGAGGCUGAGGUGAUGAGAACGGCAGACAAACUGACAACGAUUCUAAAGUGUUUCUUGAAAUCUUGACUGAACUGGCAUUUAUUUUGACACAGACAAAUAAAAAUGAACUUAA
Messenger RNA from Portunus trituberculatus (swimming crab), 1972 nucleotides. RefSeq names its product pancreatic lipase-related protein 2-like. Gene Ontology annotation, molecular function: lipase activity. NCBI's taxonomy places the organism in Eukaryota, Metazoa, Arthropoda, Malacostraca, Decapoda, Portunidae. The record is from RefSeq and is a predicted model, not a curated record. The transcript has 9 exons. Bases 132 to 1265 code for a protein of 377 amino acids. Gene Ontology annotation, biological process: lipid metabolic process.